AUGUCUUCUCAGAGUGAAACUAUUGACACUUCUGAUGCUUCCAUGCUUCACAACGUUAACAUGUCGAAUGUGACCAAGCUCACGGCAUCAAACUUCUUGAUGUGGAACCGCCAAGUUCACGCCUUACUCGAUGGAUAUGAUCUUGCUGGUUUCCUUGAUGGUUCCACUGCUGCUCCUGCUGCCACAGUUACUUCUGCUGGUACCACUACCGUCAAUCCAGCGUACACUACUUGGAAACGCCAGGAUAAACUCAUCUACUCCAGUCUCCUUGGUGCCAUCGCUGUUGAGGUUCAACCUAUCUUUUCCAAGGUGACAACCUCUGCUCAGAUCUGGAGUACACUCUCUUCCACUUAUGCAAAGCCAAGUUGGGGACACAUCAAACAGAUUCAACAGAUUCGCGAACAGAUUAAACACUGGAAGAAAGGUACUCGCUCUGUGGAUGACUAUGUCCAAUGCUUUAUUACCACACGGUUUGAUCAACUGGCCUUACUCCGCAAGCCAAUGGAUCACGACGAUCAGGUUGACUACAUUCUGAGUGGUCUCUUCGAUGAAUACAAACCGGUGGUUGACCAAAUUGAUGGCCGUGACUCUUCUCCAUCGUUGACGGAGCUCCAAGAGAAACUCCUCAACUUUGAUCUGAAGCUUCAAUCUCUUGCGCAUGCUGCCUCUUCCUCUAUUCCAAUGUCCGCGAAUGUAGCAUCCUACAAAUCUUCUGGUGGCAAUCACAACAACAACAACAACACUCAUUCUCGUGGUCCGUCUCGUGGGUCGUCUCGGGGACAGUGGCAGAACCAUCAAAACUCCUCGUGGCUCCCAAGGCAGAGGUUACCAAGGGCGUUGUCAGCUUUGUGGUGUCUUCGGCCACAGUGCUCGCCGAUGCUCUCAGCUUUCCUCCGGUCUUGGUGGAUACAAUUCCUCGUCUAA
Messenger RNA from Camelina sativa (false flax), 924 nucleotides. Lineage: Eukaryota; Viridiplantae; Streptophyta; Magnoliopsida; Brassicales; Brassicaceae. The record is from RefSeq and is a predicted model, not a curated record.